This is a messenger RNA of Laccaria bicolor S238N-H82, 2331 nucleotides long. RefSeq lists its product as uncharacterized. The record is from RefSeq and is a predicted model, not a curated record. The transcript has 2 exons. NCBI's taxonomy places the organism in Eukaryota, Fungi, Basidiomycota, Agaricomycetes, Agaricales, Hydnangiaceae. Bases 1 to 2331 code for a protein of 776 amino acids.
AUGGCUUCUCUAUUCCAACGGGAGUUGCUGGACUGUGAACAUUCCCUCUUCGGAUCUCCUCCUCCUUCACCAGGUAGGUCGCCGUCGCCUACGUUGGCGCUCCCAGGCUCGACUUGUAGUGAAAUUGGUUUGAGUGCUACACAAAACGUGGGGACCAUUGCACUUCCUGGUUCCCAACAUUUUUCUGAACUUCCCCUCAAUCCAUUAGCCUUGCCGUCGAGCCUUCAGCAAGCUCGUCGGCCUCCGGCCCAUUCAAACGUGUCACAACGGCCUGUGUACAAUCACGUUUUCCAUGCUGCGGCAGGAUCAACGUCAUCUUCUCCUGCCUCAUCCCGCUCUUCAUCUCAAGGCCCUCCCCUGAGGAGCAAGAAGAAGGUCAUGAAGGCCAAAUCAAAAGAGUCAACCCUUCGCCUGCCUGGCCCAGAAAUUGCUCUCCCUGAUCCAUCUGCUCCACCACCGGCCCAUUUCUUGCGUAACCAGACAGCCCUUCUGGGGCUGGCGGGUUUGGUAGGUGGCAUAAAACCCUCUAACCUCUCCAUGCCACGCCACAUCCGCGGGGCAACCUCAUCGAACCCCAUUGUGAUUGAGGACGAAGAUGACACACCCACCCUUGGCCGCACCUCCGGAUUUCGUCAGCCUUAUCAACAAGCAAUCGAUCCAGCAUUGCUGCCAGCCCCCAGCAACCAAGAUAUUGUGUCUAUGCUAAUUCGGCAAAAGAAUAUUUUUCCAGUGUUAGAAAGCAUCCUCAAGCUCAUCGCUGCCGGGUCUCAGGACCAGCCACAAGGUUCCCAGCGUCGUUCAACUUCGCAACAACCUCGCGAGCAGACCCCAGUGUCCCACCCUGUAAAAAAACGAAAGCUCAAUCGUGUUCCUGCUGGAGCCACGGAUUGGGAUGUGCCAUACCCUUUUGAGCAAGGAGAGGGCCCAGAUGCCUACCAAACAACGUGGGAGCGUGAACGAGGCAAGCAGUUAAUAUCCCAGCUUGUCAGUAUAAUCAAGACAGCUGCUCGUAAAGCGGCCACAAAAAAAUAUCUAAAAAGUCAAGAAACCACGAAACGAGGCUUAGGAGAGACGGGCGAACAGACGUUAGCUGGAACUUAUCCAGUGAGAAGGGAAGGAGGUGAAGAAGUCCGCGUCCAUGGAUAUUAUAAACCAGAAACUGCUGUUUAUGGUCUCGGCCAACGUGUGACAACCCAGCAAGGUUCAGAAGUCUUGACUGACGCUAGUAAUGGGAGAAAAGGAACACAAUCUGCAGCAGUUGGUGUUACCCAGUUGAGCAGACCCCUUACAUCACCGGAAACGCAACCUCAAACACCAUUUGACCAAUUCAUAUCCUCCCUUCUGGCCGCCUCUACAGAUCAAGGCUCGUCAUCCCACGUUUCCCCAAUCUCAACAAGCGCGCCUCCAGAUUUGCCGCUUGGGGCGAGUGGAAAUACAGAGUCACUGACUGUGCAAAGUCAGAAUGAGGGGGAUGAUCGGGUCCUGUUUGAUAGUUGGAUAAACGCUUUGCAAGCACUACCUGUGCCUUCUGAAGGCUUUUCGCAAUCGCAACAGCCUUCGUCGUCUGAUGCUCCGCCUUUGCAUUCAUCUGAUGACUUCGGCUUUUUCGACCCCACCCUUCCUUGCUUUGAUUGGAACGGGGCCUUUGAGGAGGGCUCCUUGUCCUCCAUUAUGACGGAAUUUGGCUCAAGUGGCAUGAACGUUGGUCAGCCAACCGUUUUUGCUGAUAUAUCGCACUUGGCUGAACAGGAUUAUCUUAUUGACCCUGAACUCCUGGCAGUUUCAAAGCCCAACAAUGAACGGCGUUCCGAAGAGAGUCUACCAGCUUCCCUGGCCCCUUCACCAAUACCUUCAAUGAGCUCCUCUGGUGACUCGGAUCCCAAGACACCUACCUUCUCAGGGUGGGACAUGACUUUACCUGGCAUUGAUGUUGAUGGAUCAGCCAUGCUGGAGGAUAGUUUAAGGCUGAACGAAGGUUCCCAUGGACUUCAAGGCAAUAACGAAUCGAACGCGUCCGGGGACUUGACAUUUUUCAAUGGUGCUAUGAGUGUGGAUAAAGGAAAAGGAAGGGAGGUGGUGCCGUCAGCCAUCUCACUUUCAAGUAGCACGGUGUCCGACGCACAGGAAGCAGCUUUCCGAGCUCUGCUCGCGGAUCAGGGAAGCGAGCUGUGCCUUUCACUGCCGAGUUCCUCCCAAGCGUCGAAAGAUGAAGUUUUGAGACGCGGGCACGAAAGAAAGAAAAGAUUGGAGGAGGAAUUGCAGCGUGUAAGGCUUCAGUUGUGGGAGACGACCGUAGAACAGGCAGCACUUUCACACUUGGUCAAUAUAUGA